Messenger RNA from Orbilia oligospora ATCC 24927, 1395 nucleotides. RefSeq lists its product as uncharacterized. The coding region runs from base 1 to 1395 and encodes 464 amino acids. Gene Ontology annotation, molecular function: Delta24(24-1) sterol reductase activity. Gene Ontology annotation, cellular component: endoplasmic reticulum membrane. The record is from RefSeq and is a predicted model, not a curated record. Gene Ontology annotation, biological process: ergosterol biosynthetic process. The transcript has 6 exons. NCBI's taxonomy places the organism in Eukaryota, Fungi, Ascomycota, Orbiliomycetes, Orbiliales, Orbiliaceae.
AUGUCGUCCGUCAAGAAGGUUACCAAGGUUUACGACAGCCCAGAAGCGGUCCACACACAUAGCGAUGACAAAAUUGAUCAUUUUCACUUUGGCGGCACGCCAGGGGUCACUGCCAUGAUGGUGGGGUUCCCGCUUCUCAUGUGGUAUAUGUGGAUCGGCCAAGAAUACUACGACGGGAAACUCCCAACUCCAGAAAAAGGCCAGUCCUGGUUUGAUUUUGUCAAGCACAUGUUCGCACUUGUCAAGGAAGGCGCUUAUCCCAGCACCAAGGCGUUUGCUAUUUACUGGGGCUUUCUGAUCGCUCAGGGUAUCCUCUAUGUCACUCUGCCUGGCGUUUACACAAAAGGGAACGCGAUUCCGUCCCUCGGGGGUAAAAGACUAACUUACUUCUGUAAUGCUUAUUCUACUUUCUGGUUUACCUGCGGCGCUUUCGCCUUUCUUCACUACUUUGACAUAUUUCCCCUGCAGACCUUCAUUGAAGAGAUUGGUCCUAUUACGUCUGUAGCCAUCAUUUCUGGUUUCGCCGUUUCUAUCAUAGCCUAUUUUUCAACCUUUGUUAGAGGUCCAGGCAUUCAGCAUCGUAUGACCGGUUCGUUCUUGUACGACUUCUUCAUGGGUGCUGAACUGAAUCCAAGAAUUGGAAUUAUCGACAUGAAAAUGUUCUUUGAAGUCCGAUUGCCAUGGUUCUUCUUAUUCCUAACCACUGCCAGCACAGCUGUCAAGCAAUACCAGGACUAUGGCUACGUUAGUCCCCAGGUCUGGUUCAUUGUUCUUGCUCAUUUUUUGUACACCAACGCGUGUUCCAAGGGCGAGGAAUGCAUCGUCACCACUUGGGAUAUGUUCUACGAGAAGUGGGGCUUCAUGUUAAUCUUUUGGACUAUGGCUGGCGUCCCGUUCACGUAUCAUCACUGUACCCUUUGGCUGGCGAAACAUAAUCCAGCAGAAUAUAACUGGUCAUUCGGAUAUCAAGCGAUUCUCUUCAUCACUCUCCUCUGCGCUUACUACGUCUGGGAUACCUGCAACAGCCAAAAGAACAACUUUCGCAAACAACAAGCAGGAGUAUUCGUUGAUUAUAAACGGUUCCCGGCCCUUCCAUGGAGAUAUAUUGAAAACCCGACUUUUAUUAAGUGCAAGAACGGAAGCACUCUCUUAACUAGUGGAUGGUACCGGUGGGCCCGUAAGAUCCAUUACACCGUUGAUAUCAUUAUGGCUCUUGCCUGGGCAAUCAAUACGGGGUUUUCAUCGCCGUUCCCUUACUUUUUCCCGGUCUUCUUCACAUGCGUUGAAGUUCAUAGAGCCGCCCGUGAUAUUCAGAGAUGCAAAGCUAAAUACGGUGAUGAUUGGGUUGAGUACAGCAAGCAGUGCCCAUACCUUUUCAUCCCAUUUAUUUGGUAA